CUCUCUCUCUCUCUCUCUCGCAUAUUGGGUUCUUGCUCUCAACGCCAGAUUAGAUUCUCUUUCCUCUCGUUCUUCCUUCUUGUCAACUGUGUGUUCAUGUGGUUGGCUUCAUACAAUCUCAAGCUGGGUGCUGUUUCAAUCGUUGAGGUCUUCUUUCAUCGUUCGAUACAGUGCUGUGGUGUGUCUGCGUAUACAGAGCUUCAAAUUUUUUCUUCAUAUAUGUGAUGUUGUUGGGGCACACCACACAUGGCCUCUUCUCUACGAGAACUUCUCACACAAGAAGGCUUCCACUACGAAAAUCGAAAUCGAUUCAAGUCCAAAGACCAGGCCGAAGCAAAACAACUCUCUCUCUACAUUUGCCAUGAUCGGAAAAGCUUUGAUUUUUCUGAUGACAAGCUACAAAAAUCUGUUACGCGAAAUGGGUCUUUGUCAUUUCAAUCCAAAAGGGUUGGUUCGUCUGAAACCUCUAAUUCAAACUCAAAUUCAAGAGUAUGUGAAGGACCUCCCAUGGAUGAAGUCGCGAUUCGAGCAGUGAUUGCUAUACUUAGUGGGUACAUAGGAAAUUACAAAAACAACGUUUCUUUUCGCGAAACGAUACGAGAAAAAUGCAAUUCUUGCUUGAUGAACAAACGAAAGAACGAUUUGGAUAGUCAGAUUUUGGUGAACUUGGAAAUGGGUAUGGAGAGCAUUGAUAGAUUGGUACAAGAUCAAGGGUUGAAGAAGAAACAAAUGAGAAUCAAAAGCAUGCGAAAUUCCAUUGAGCUUUUAACCAUCGUUGCUUCUUUGAAUUCUAAAACGUCCAAAGAAGAUUCAACUUGUGGAAUACCCAAUUCACAUCUCUCUGCUUGUGCUCAGCUCUACUUGGCUAUAGUGUACAAGCUUGAGAAAAAUGAUCGUAUUUCCGCAAAGCACCUUCUACAAGUGUUUUGUGAUUCCCCAUUUUUGGCUAGAACCUUUUUACUUCCUGAGCUUUGGGAGCACUUAUUUCUACCCCAUCUUCUGCAUCUCAAAAUUUGGUUCACGAAAGAGCUUGAGUACCUCUCAAACGAAGCUCAUGAUCAAGAGAGACAAAAGAAAUUGAAGGCUUUAAGCAAAGUAUACAAUGAGAAAAUGGAUAAAGGAACUACUCUAUUUGCUUUGUACUAUAAGCAGUGGUUGAAAGUUGGGGCUAAUGAGCCUCCGAUUCCGAGUGUACCAUUGCCAUCAAGGCCAAGGCACAACAGGCCAUCAAGAAGAACUUCAUCAGAUUCUUUCACUUCACAUAAAUCAUCAAUGAACCAGAACUUGUACCAAGCAGUGUUUGGAUCCAAACUGAAGCAAAAAUCAACUAGUUCUGAUGACCGAACUGGACUGUUGAGAAUUACCUGGCAUUCAGAGAGAGAUGAAUAUUUGGAUGGGGAUGAAUACUGUAGCAAUAGUACUGUGCAGAAAGAAGACAGGAAGAUGACUUCUUUUGGAAGCUCUCCAAGGAAAAUCAAUAGAAACCUUUCUGAAUUGCCUGAGUCGUGGAGAUCAGACUAUUUCCAGUGUUUUUCUUGCAGGAAUAUACCGGCAGAAGGCUUGGUAGUUGGCAAUAAUACAGAUAGCAAUGUUUUCCCAGCAAAGCGAACAAAUCUUUCAGGUGAUCUUAUUGAAGCUAUUAGAACACUAUGUUCAUCAGGAGUUCUAAGCGAAUGUGAAUUUGGAAUUCAUGUGAUCACCAAAGCUUGGUUGAACUCUGAUGGUGAUCCUCUCCUUGUAGAAGCCUUGUCAAAUCAUAAUGUGAUUGAGGCCAUGCUUGAGGUGUUAUUUGCCUCUAAUGAAGAUGAAAUUCUAGAAUUGCUAAUAUCAAUUUUAGCAGAAUUAGUAGGUAGGAAUUCUGCUGUAAGCCAAAUUAUACUGAACUCAGAUCCACAGCUUGAAGUCUUUGUCAGACUUCUUAGAAGCACAAGUCUAUUUCUUAAAGCAGCAGUACUACUUUAUCUGUCUAAACCACAGGCAAAGCAAAUGUUGUCAUCAGAAUGGGUGCCAUUAGUGCUUCGGGUUCUAGAAUUUGGAGACAAGAUACAGACACUUUUUGCAGUGCAAUGUAGUCCUCAUAAGGCAGCAUUUUACUUGUUGGACCAACUCCUUACUGGUUUUGAUGAUGACAAGAACUUAGAGAAUGCAAGGCAAGUUGUUUCUCUUGGGGGAUUGACAUUACUGAGCAAAAGAAUUGAAGCAGGGGAAAUUUACGAGAGAAAUAAAGCUACUUUGAUAAUUUUGUGUUGCACUCGCGCAGAAGGAAGCUGUCGCAAUUUCUUAGUUGAAAAUUUCAAUAAGGCUUCUCUACUAGAACUCCUUGUUCUUGAUUAUACUACAAACUUCAGUGGCUCUACCUUGUCUUUGCUAGCAGAGUUACUCUGUCUUGACAGAAGAACUAGAAUUUCCAAUUUCUUAAGAGGACUCAAAGAAGGCUGGGGUGGCUUAAACACGAUGCACAUUUUGUUUAUGUACCUAAGGAAGGCUCUGCCUGAAGAACGACAGUUAGUUGCAACAGUAUUGUUGAUGCUUGAUCUUAUGGAAGAUCCUUUCAAGGGCAGCUUUUAUAGAGAAGAAGCAGUUGAGACGAUUGUGGCUGGUUUAAAUUGUGAGAUGUGUGAUGAUAGAAUUCAGGAGCAAUCAGCUAGAGCUUUGCUCAUGUUGGGAGGCAGAUUUUCUUACACAGGAGAAUCUAUAAUGGAGAAAUGGCUUUUACAGAAAGCAGGCUUCCAAGAAAGUUGCUUCCAUGAUUCAUGUCUUGGCAAGGAGAUUGUUGUCUAUGACUCAACACCUCUUAUACAAGAAGAGGAAGAAGAGGAGAAUUGGCAAGAGAGGGUAGCCUAUGCAAUGUUGAAAAGUGGACACAAGAAAUUACUAUUAGGGCUUGCAGAAUCCAUGGCUCAUGGAAUUCCAUACUUGAGUCGAGCAAGCCUCGUGACGGUCUCAUGGAUGAGCAACUACCUUCACCUUGUUGAGGACACAGAGUUGCCAACAGUGGCUUCCUCUAUCUUGAUGCCACAGUUAUUGCAAUCCUUGAAUUAUGACAGGGACAAUGAGGAGAGGGUGCUUGCUUCUUUUUCUUUACUAUGCCUCUUAAAGGCUUCAGGAAGAUGUGAUGUUGCAUGGCGAAAUAAGGAGUCGCUGAGACAACUCCAAAACCUCUCAUUGGUGACGUGGACAGCCGCUGAGCUCCUCUCCAUUCUCUCCAAAACCAGCUUGCAUCCACAACAACAAUAACCAAUAAUUCAUCUCUCUCUCUCUCUCUAAGUUAUAGAAGGAGGAUCUGUAAUAUGUAUAAUGAGAUGAUUUUGUAUAUAUAACUGAUUAACCCAUGAAAUUAAGGGAUUGGUUCUUCCAUAAUAACACAAUAAUGCAUAUGUUUCAUUAGCUGC
Molecule: messenger RNA, 3392 nt
Organism: Neltuma alba
Lineage: Eukaryota; Viridiplantae; Streptophyta; Magnoliopsida; Fabales; Fabaceae
Product: putative E3 ubiquitin-protein ligase LIN
Exons: 8
Coding region: 247-3237 (996 amino acids)
Source: RefSeq, a predicted model, not a curated record